This is a messenger RNA of Leptosia nina, 231 nucleotides long. Lineage: Eukaryota; Metazoa; Arthropoda; Insecta; Lepidoptera; Pieridae. The record is from the annotation of a GenBank genome assembly.
AUGGGUUUUCGAUUAUUAAUUAUUACAUGCCUUAUAAUCGCAGUUAGCACACUCCCGUCGGACUCAGAGCAAAGACCCAAGCGUGAUGUUAUGGAAAGCAUGAAACAUGCCUGGGACGAAGUGGUGAAAACCUUCAACGAUGCUGGCGAUGCUGUGGUCCAUGUCUUCAAACCCACUGAGAAGAGCGUUCUUGACAAAAUGGCUGACGGUAUUAAAGGGAUAACGAAAUAG